AUGGGCUGCCUCACUCAUCGCAAGAAGGUCAUUGACCAACGCGCCGAGCAGAAAUGGGACUACAUCAACCUCAAUGACUUCAAGUCUCGAGGAUGCCUUACUCCGUUCGCGUACUUUUACCUCUGGCUCAUGUUGAUCAUCUCCCUCGCCGUCUACGGCGUCGAUAUGUUCACUGCCAUCAACCUCCUGGCUUUCGACCGCUGGUCCUCUGAAAUCGACCCCGCCAUCGACUUCAAGAUCUCGAAAUGGAUCUUCUCCAUUUCCAUUAUCGCCUCCUUCGUCAACCUCGCCUUCGAGCACUUCCGGGCGCACCGCGUUAUGAAGCGAGGAAACGUAGCCGAAUGCUACCUCGACACCAUUGCCGUUCGCCUCGAGAGUAUCCGAUUCGGAAAGGGACAGGGUUGGAAGCGUUUCUUGGUCUUUGCCGAACUCACCAAGAGCAAGAAGGGAGCCGAGUACAUUGCUCUGUUCACCUACUUCAGCUUUCAAUCCUGGAUUCGUGUACUGGUCUGUUCCGGACCUCGUCAGGUCGUCAACGCAUUGACUCUCAAGUCUGUCUACGACGCCAAGCUUGCCGUUCACGAAAUCUCCGUCGAGGGCUCCCUGCUUGGUUUCUUUGAUAAGAUUAAGACCCUUGCCACGGAGGACUAUCAGCAGGCUCUCAUCCUGUCGGGUAUGGUCUUCACCCUACUCAUCUGGGUCUUCUCCGCUCUCUACCUCAUCAUGGCCGUCCUCUUCUACGUUUUCUUCCUCUUCCACUGGGUUCCCAAGGCCGACGGAGGUCUCUCAGGCUACUGUGAGCGCAAGGUCACCAAGGCGCUCAUGAAGAUUGUGACCGUCAAGGUCAACAAGGCGUUGGCGAGGCAGGAGGAAACCAAGAGAAGGUUAGAAAUGAAGGCAGCCAAGAAGAAUGGCGAAAAGUUGCCGCUGGAGCGACAGGCAACUCUGCCGACUCUGCCCAACGUUGGAGACCCAGACAAAUUGGCCGAGAUGCCCAUGUUUGGCCGCAAUGACACCUUUGCAACACUGCCCGCCUACGAGUCUCGUCCUGGAACCCCCAGCAGCAUCGAACUCAACUCCAUGGAUCAAAAACGCCCGCUGCCGUCGAGAAUGGGUACCACCACAUCCACUGCCAGCUACUCGUCACGCGCACCUCUUGUUGGCGGCGCUGCGGACUUUGGCUAUCAGCGCUCAGCUUCACCGGCUCCUUCUCUGCCACCCAUGGACUUGAACAACUACCCGCCUCAGCGCCCUGGUACUUCCAACUCCCAGAGGAGCUUCCGGCCUCAGAUCUCUCACGUGCAAACCAACUCGCAGAGUUCUCUCCGUGGUGGUUUCUCAGAGAGCCCCUCCACAUACUCUCCUGACACGAUGCCUGCCUUCCCUCCGCCUAUGAGGACCAACACUGGCCGAUCGGUAGAAAGCUUCAGAUCGCAAAGACAAAACACCUACCAGAGUGACCGUGCCACACCGGCGCCCAGAGGCACCUACGACGACUACUCGAACCAGUCCACUGGACGGGCAAGUCCGGCGCCCUCAGCAUACUCGGGCCGCGCUCCUGCACCUGUGCCCCGUGGCCCCGGCCCGCUCAACAAUACCCCGUACCAAGCAUACCAGCCGUUCAACCCGCAACGGAGCGCCACUGGCCCGGUUCUUCCACGAGGCCCGCCGAAUGCUCCCAUGCGGAACAUGACGGCGCCGGUCCCUCCCCGCCCGCAGGACGACUACUUCAACCGUCCCGGCACAUCACAGAGCCAGCGACCGAGCCCCCGCGGCCCGGGGUACGGCUACAACAACGAUGUAGAAUCCCAGAGGGACCCGCGGUACUAG
Molecule: messenger RNA, 1830 nt
Organism: Colletotrichum godetiae
Lineage: Eukaryota; Fungi; Ascomycota; Sordariomycetes; Glomerellales; Glomerellaceae
Exons: 3
Coding region: 1-1830 (609 amino acids)
Biological process (GO): potassium ion transmembrane transport
Cellular component (GO): plasma membrane
Molecular function (GO): potassium ion transmembrane transporter activity
Source: RefSeq, a predicted model, not a curated record